Apis cerana (Asiatic honeybee) is the source of this 8487-nucleotide messenger RNA. RefSeq lists its product as uncharacterized. Lineage: Eukaryota; Metazoa; Arthropoda; Insecta; Hymenoptera; Apidae. The record is from RefSeq and is a predicted model, not a curated record. Gene Ontology annotation, molecular function: calcium ion binding.
AUUCAGUUAGCACUAUUGUUUUCUGUACAGUUUAAUACUUCAAUCAUAAGUAGCAGUAAAAAAUAUCUGGAAUUAGCUUUUAAAAAUAUGUAAUACGAAUUAAGUGAAAAUAUUAUAAUAUUGUCAUUUAUAAAAAGAAUAAUUAUAUAGAAUAUAAUAAAUUUAUAUUUUUUAUUUUUCAAAUGCUUUUAAUUUUUAAAUGCAAAAGAAACCAAUCUUUUGAGAAUCGUAAUUAUAUUUGUGAAUAUUUAAUUGAUUAAUGGUGAUUCCAUAGCAAAUGAAUAUUUGCAUGCUGCAGUUAUGUGCUUCCAUUGUGAAAACAUAAUUGUUUUAUGGUGAUAAUAUGUCAAAAUCAAACAUAAGGAAGAUAACGGUUGACCCUACGAAAUGUAAUACAGACUCUCGUCGACCAAGUGUAUUUGAGAGGUUGGGGACUAAACCAGCAGUUACUGCCGGCCAAAAUUCAUCGGAUUAUUGUAGAAACUGGGCACUAAACGGCAGCUGUUCAUAUGGAAAGAAUUGCAAAUAUGCAAAUACUCACACAUUAAUAAGUCCGUCCAAGCGUGCCAAAAAGGAUAAUGCUAUUGCAAGUACAACUGGACUUAUUGAAGAUCCAUUUAAAAGGCUUACUUCUAAGAUCGUAAAAAAGGCAUCACAUAGUCCUGAUUUAAAUUUAGAAGAGUGGAAUCAAACAGAUUUGGAAUACGAAGACGAAAAAGUAUUAGAGAGACGUAGACAGUUAUUGCAGCGUGAAUUAGAAUUACAAAUGAAGAAAGAUAAAGAAGUUCAUGGAAAAGAUAAAAUAAGACAAAAGAAAAAAGCUAUGACUUCUUCUUCUAGUUCACGUACUUCAAGUACAUCUAGCAGUAGUAGUAGUUCUAGUAGUGAAGAUUCAUCUUCUAGUUCAACAUCUGAUUCACGUAAAAAAAUAAAAAAAAUUAAAUCUAAGCGACAUCAUAGUGGAUCUACUGAUUAUGAUGAAGAUAAAGAAAGAAGACGAAAAUUAAAAUUAAAAAGACUUGGAACAAAAAAUGAAAAACCUUCAGUCAAGAAGAAACGUAAAUUUGAAAGUAAUUCCACAAAAAAGGAAAUUAGUGUUAGAACAGCAAAAAAAUAUAGUUCAUCUUCAGCAUCAAAAAAACAUUCUUCUACACCUCGUACAAGAUCUCCAGCAAUACAAGUAUCCACAACAGUAACAUCAACAACAACUUCAGUAUUAGGCUCUUCAAUAUCUGUGCCUCAUCAUGGAACAUCCAAUAAAAUUAGAGAAAGAAACAGAAGUGAAUCUCCAAAAAUUGUAAAAGGCAGAGAUAUGGAGAAAGAAGAUAAACAUUAUAAAAAAAUACGUGAUAUAGAUGAAUUAUCUAAAGAUAAUGUUAAAAAUAAACCUUUUGAUAAAAUUAAAGAACAGGAUAAAGAAAAAAGUCGUGCAAUAGAUGAAAAAAUUAAAACAAACGAAAGAUUAAAAGCAAAAUGUAAAGAUAAAGAUAUACGAUCUAGAACAUCUCCAACAUCUGAAAGAUCAAAACAUCAGCAUUCAAAAGAAACGAUUUCAACUAAAACUCGUCGUAGUCGUACACCCGAAAAGUCAUCAAGAUCUAAACGAGAGUUUACACCAUCAAAAACUCAAGAUAGACAACUUUCUACAAACAGAUCUCGAGAUACAGAAAAGAAAGAUCGUGAAUCACAUAAAAGUGAUAAAAGUAAAGACAGAGAAGAUAUACGAAAAAAUGAACAAAAUAGCAAAACUAGACAGAUAUCGAAUCAAGAAGAAAGCCAUAGAAGAAUCGGUAAAGAAUUUGAUGAUAAAACUUAUUUAGGCGAUAAAACUCGACAAAAGAGCAGGGAACGUCGUGAUAAAGAACAUACGAGAGAUGAGCGUGGGCAUUCAAGGCUUGCUCGAGAUCAACGUGAUGGACGUGAUAAAGAUAAAGAAGAUUUACAAGAACGUUGUCGUGAACGACCACGGGAAAGAGAUCGUGAUCGAGAUAGAGAUCGAGAACGUGAUCGCGAACGAGACAGAGAUCGAGAUCGGGAUCGUGAUCGUGAUAGAGACCGAGAUCGUGAUCGAGAUCGAGAUCGUGAUCGAGAUCGUGACCGUGAUAGAGAAAAAGAAUCAAUUAAAUCAAGAGAUAGAGAUGUACCAUCUUUAGUUUCAACGUCAAUAAAUUUAACAGCGGAUAAAAAUACACGUUAUAGUCGGGAUAAAGAACGAUUAAUAAUGAAAGAUAAUAUUUUUGAAAAAAAUGGAACUCGAGAACGUAGAAGUGAUAGAGAAAGAGAACGAUCUGAAACAAAAACUCUUUCUGAUAGAGACAGAACGUCGCAGCGUAUUGAUAAUAGAUAUGAUCGAAAUACUGUAGAUAAGGAUACGUCAGUUCGUAAAGCUGGUGUAAAUUCACCUAGAGAUCGCGUUGAUCGUUUUCCGCGAGAAAGAUCGUUAGAUAGAACAUCGUUGCUUGAUAAAGGUACGCACAAUGUACCCCCAUUAUCACAAGCAUCUUCUUUACCAGUCGUUCAAUCUUCUAUAGCAUCUUCAUCAUCUUCAUCCGCUCCACCUACAUUAUCAAAUUCGCGAGAUAAUUUAAUUGAUAGAAUAGAUGUUACACAUUAUGAUCGUGAAAGACACAGACGAUUCAGCACAAGAUAUGAUCGAAAUCAUACAUCUGAGCAUGAUCAAUCACGUAUUACGCCAACCAAAGUUGAUCGGUUAAUCGAAAGACGAGAAAGCAGUCCACGACGAACAAUUGAAAUCGACAGAAAUUAUAAUAGAAAUUACGGACGUUUAUCAGAACAUUGGGAUGAACAGGAGGAAGCAUCUUCACAUUUAGAUUAUCGUGAUCACCAUGUUCAUGAAGAUGAUAGAAGAAAAACUGUUGAUGGAAGAAGAUAUGAUAGUCCAUUUGAUGAAAGACGUGGAAUUCGUGAAGAAAGAUCUCGAGAAUCUAGAUAUGUUGUUCAAACGACUGAUAGAAGUUCCUUUGAUGAUCAUCGGCAUCAUCAUCAUCAUCAUAGACAUCCACUUUAUUCUGGAGAAAAAUUAAGAAGUAACACAUCUAUUAGAGAUGAAAAUGUUCCUAAUGAUGAUUGGGAUAAUCAUCAUCGUGAUGUAGAACAUAGCCGAGAGCGAGCUUAUGGUCCCGUUGAUUGGGAAGAAAGAGAAUGGCGAGUGAGAGCAUUAUGGGAUAAUAGAGAUAGUCUUCCUCGAUCAGAAGUACAUGAUGAUGACUGGAAUUCUCGAUAUGAUAAUUCUGUAUCAGAUUGGAAAUCAAGCGAUUCUCGAAAAUGGGAUAAUCAAUCAAUGCAUAUUCGAAAUCACUAUAGAAAUGAUCGAUCCAAGGAAUUAGAAAUAGCAGAAUCCACAUCACAUAAUAAAAGAAGAACUUAUAAUAGUUCUGAAACUAGAGAUGAAUGUACAGUUCAUAAUUCUAAACAAGCAUCUUUAUAUGGUAGUAUGAAAGAAGAACCUAUUAAUAAAAAGUUAAUGGAAUUAGCAGAAGGUAAAUUAUCUAUAACUCGAGAAAAAUCUAUAGAUACUUUUCAAAAAAAGACUGUCUUAAAAGAAAAAUCUGAAACAAAAGAAACUGUUACAUCUGAUUCAAAACGUACUUGCAUUGAUGAAUCUUUACAAACACUUCAUACUGAGAGUGAUCUCAGUGAUAUUAGUGAUGAUCCAGAUGAUAUAUUAAACAUGGAAGAUAUCACAGAUAUAGAUAUAAAUAAAACGAGAGUAACAAAAAGAAAUCCCGAUAUUAUACAACGAGAUGGUCAACCAACAACUCAAGAGGCAGAUCUUUCAUCUCCAAAAGAAACUAUAGAAGAAACAGUUUUUAAUACUAAAGGAAAAGAUAAUACUGACACAAUAUCAUUUAGAAACAUGGAAGAUGAAAAUAUGGAAACUAUGGACUUUGAAGAAAUUUCUGAUGGUGAAUUAGAAGAGGACAUUAAAACGAGUGGUAAAGGUUUGGGAGAUGCUUUAGGAGUUGAUUGGGAAAGUCUUGUUAAAGAAACGCAAUCCCGUAAAUCUACAUCAUGUAAUCAAAAUUCAGAAAAUCGUUGGCAAUGCAAGGCAAUUCUGCAUAGAAUUGGUGUUUCUGCGAAAUAUGCAGGUGAAGAUGUAAUGAAAAAACUGACAAAAAAAUAUGGAAAGGAUGAUCAUUCGGAAUUUUUCCUUCACAAUGUUGCAUUUAUGCACACAGCACUUACACGAAAUCAUUUGUUGCGUGAUUUAAACAAUGAUACGCUAUCUAUGGUAGAUGAUUUUCUGUAUAGGAAUAAUAAUGUAAAUAUUGAUGAAGACGUAGAUUACGAUUUAGAAGUUUUAAGACCUUGUACAGCUUUAUAUGAAGAAGCAAAAUGUUUAUUAGAACAAGCACAAACGUACAUGUAUAUAAGAGUUAUAUUAUUUUUAUUCAGAAUGCAUUAUAAAAAGAUGAACAUUGAAAAAUUUCUAAAUGAAAAAUCUUUCAUUCUGGCAAUAUUUUUCUUCUUAACGAUCAGUUUUUCACGAGGUCUAAAUUGUAGUGGAGAUCCUUGUAUGUACGGAAUAUGUUUAGAAGAUAUAAACAGCACUUAUUCUUGCUACUGUAUCGAUGGUUACACUGGAAUCAAUUGCGAAAUCAAUUGGAAUGAUUGUUGGUCUAAUCCUUGCCUAAACGGAGGAACAUGCAACGAUGCUGUUGCUGCUUAUAACUGCACUUGUACCGAAGGGUUUGUAGGUAUAAACUGCGAGCAAAAAUAUAGCGAAUGUUCGAAUCAACCCUGUCUAAAUAAUGGAACUUGUCUCGAUUACGAUGGUAUUACUUGUCAAUGUCCUGAUGGGUACUCAGGAGAUUAUUGCGAAAUUGAUGCUUCGGUUUGUAAUAAUACAAUAUGUAAAAAUGGAGGUGAAUGUAUGGAAGGACCUGGAUUUUCUUUUUUUUGUCAUUGUUCUGAAGGUUGGACAGGUCGAUUAUGUGAUGAAGAUAUCAAUGAAUGUAUUACAUCACCAUGUAAAAAUGGUGGUCUUUGCAUUAAUAUUCCUGCGUCAUAUACUUGUGCUUGUUUAUUUGGAUAUACAGGUAAAGAUUGCGAUAAAAUGAUUGUACCCUGCGAAGAAAAUCCUUGCAAAAAUAAUGCAAUAUGCUUAUUCGAGGACGAACGUCAAGUUUGUUAUUGUGUACCAGAUUAUCAUGGUGCAUUAUGUGAAUUAAAAUAUGAUGAUUGUGAAUCUAAAUUUGCAAACUGUGAGAACGGAGGUACUUGUAUCGAUGGUAUCAACAGUUUUACUUGCGUUUGUCCAACAUUUUAUAGUGGACCAUUUUGCAAUGUCUAUGAUUUUUUAUCGACUACUUCGUUUUUCGAAGAAACAUUUGAGACUGAUAAUGAAGAAAGAAGUACUGCCUUUACUUUAUUUGCAAAAUCAUCAGCACUGCCAGAAAUUGAUACAUCAUCGUCAAUGAGUACUUCCAUAACAACGCAACCUUCAACUUCCUUUAAAAACAUCAAUCAUUUCUAUACAAUAUGGUACCCUUCUAUAGAAACAACCACCUCAAGUUAUAAAAACGGUGUUAAUUUUUUUAGUAGUAGUAGUAGUAGUAGUAGUAGUAGUAGUAGUAGUAGUAGUAGUAGUAGUAGUAGUAGUACCGAUACUAGUAGUAAUAUUAGUAAAAGCAGUGUAGAAAGUACUCCAUUUAUUACCGAUAUUUCGACUAUGUAUCCUGUUACAAGUAAAGAGAUAUCUCAAACUGAAACGGUCUCGUUAGAACCUCGAACAUUUCCUAAUGUUUCAAAUGAAAUUCAUUCGAUGAGUUCAACAUUAAAAAUUGAGACUGAAUAUUCGACACACAAAUUAAUUUAUAAUGAAACAAAUACAACUGAAAUUACUUAUCAAGAGAAUGAUAGUAGAACGCCUAAUCGCUCUAUCAGUGAUACAUCAUCUUCUGAAGAAGGAAGUACGAUGGGAUAUAUUUUAAGUACAAGAUAUUAUACAGUUGUAACUAAAGCUGCUAAAAAAACGACAGAAGAACCUGUAAUGGUAGAAACUAAAACUAAUAAUACUUCAUUUUCCACUAGUACAUCUUUUUUAAAUUUUACGGAAUUUUGGAAAAAUAAAAGCUCAGAUUCAAAUAUGUCAAUAAUAGAAGUGCCAAAAACUACAUCUUAUUCAUUAAUAGAUAAAUGGUCGUCUACAGAACUAUCAAAAUCUUCUACAGAAAGUUCUACAUUUAGUAGUUCUACUUUUACUAAUAAUAUUUCUUCACUUGCAACAAUUAAUAGCUCUAUAAAACCAACAUUUGAAAUCUAUCAAAUGAAUACUACUAACAAAGAAGGUGAACAGUUUUUAACAAAAGAUGAAUCAGUAACAAUUUCAGAAAAUUCUAUCAUUCCUAAAUGUUAUGGAAUAUUGUGUCCAAAUUCCACAGUAUCGCCUAUACGCAACGAUAAUAAUUGUAAUUGUUCGUAUCAUAAAAAUUGUAAAACUGAUCCAAAUAUAAUGCGCGCGGCAUUUAAUGGAAAAUCUUACGCAAGACAAUAUGUAGAUGUAGAAAUUUCAAGCGACAAUAACGCAACAUUAAAAAUUUUUGUAAAACUUAGAACGCAUUUUAAAGAUGGUAUUAUAUUACAUAUUUAUUUCGAUGAUGAAAAAUAUGCUUUGGUAUAUUUAGAAUAUGGUUCUUUAAAGUUUCAAUUCUCCUGUGGAGUUGAAACUAUGUUACUUGGUGAAAUAGACUCACCUAUUAAUAAUGGAUACGAAGCAGAUAUAGAUACAAGAUUUCAAUAUUUCAUGAAAAAUGAAACCAAUAAAUGUUCAGCUCGUUUAUUAGUAAAUGGAACAACAGCAGUUAGUGGAGAACAAAUUUUACCAUUACGUGGAAAUCUUCCACGACAUGCUAAUUUACAUUUAGGUGGUAUACCAUUGGUAUUUUCCCAUUAUUUUGCUCAUGUCUCUAUGGGAUUUACAGGUUGCAUGAAUUCACUAAAGGUGAAUGAUAUAUCACGUCAUUUUAUUCAUGAUUCAAUUGAAACAUUUCAAAUUGAAGAUUGCAUAUCAUUUUUAUGCUUGUCAAAUCCAUGUCAAAAUUUUGGUGCAUGUGAAGAAAUAAAUAAUACUGUGCAUUGUAAAUGCAUAGCCGGAUAUAUCGGUCCUUUUUGUGAACGUUCAACAUGUGAUGAAAAUCCUUGCGCUUUGGGUGCAACUUGUAUCAAUUCACCAGGUACAGGUUUUGUUUGCGUUUGUCCACUUGGAACUCAUGGGCUUUUAUGUGAAAAAGAUACAGUUAUAAUGCGACCAUCAUUUUCGGUACUUGUACCUGGAUUCUCAUCAUAUGUUGCUUAUGGGAUUUCAAAUUCUAUAAAAGAUACAAUGGAAUUGAAACUAAAACUUAUACCGCGCACUUAUGAACAAAUAUCUUUAAUAGCUUAUUUAGGACAAAGUGGAUCUCAUCAAGAUUUAUCAGAUCAUCUUUCCAUAACAUACGUUCGUGGUUAUAUUAUGUUAACAUGGGAUCUAGGAGCAGGUGUACGAAGAAUAUUUACAAAUGUUCCUUUGAUUACUACAACAACGGCAACAAUGAAUAAAAAUAUAGCAUAUACAAUUCGAAUUGGAAGAAGAGGUCGAGAUGCAUGGCUUGCAGUAGAUGGCAUAGGCAAUGUAACUGGGCGAGUGGUUGGAUCUAUGACUCGACUCGAUGUAUCACCAAUACUUUAUAUUGGUGGACACAAAUCAAAAAACUUUGAAUCUUUACCUCAUGAUUUGCCACUUCAUACUGGAUUUUCUGGCUGUAUAUUUGAUAUUGAAUUACGUACAAAAAAUACUAUUUAUUCAAUAACCAAUUCAAGCCCUGCAACAGGUCGUGGUGUUGGUGAAUGCCACAGAAAUGAAUGCAUUCAUCAUUUAUGUAAAAAUGGUGCAGUAUGUUUAAAUCAUGGAGCAACAUAUAGUUGUAUUUGUACGAAAGACUGGAUGGGAUCUGACUGUUCCAUACCAAUAGAAACAUUAUCUUCUAUUAAUCCAUUUUCUUGCCAUAGUUCAAAAUAAUAAAAAUAUGUUAUUGUUUAAUUUUAUUUUAAUACAUUAUAUGAAAUUAAAUUUUAUAUAGAAUUCAUUCAAUUAAUUUUUAUUAUUUUCUUUUGGUUGAUACGAUACAGAAUAAGAAUUCAAAUGCACAAAUAAAAUAGCAGCAGCUAAACGAGCUUGUAAAUCAUACUUAUUAUGAUCAUGAAACCAUUCUACAGAUCCCCAAUGAGAAAUCUACAAUUAAAAAGUAAAAUAAUAAAAAAAAAAUUAUAUUAUAUUAAAAAAAUAUAUAUAAUAAAAAAACAAAUUAUAUUAUAUUAUAUUGUAUUAUAUUAUAAAUCUUUGAACAUAAAAAUUAAUAUACAUACUUGAUAAUUUUCCUCUAAACGUGAUUGUUUUACAGCUUCUUUUAUACUAAUAACUCUUUCUGCUGCAGCUAGUGUAAGAAUUACAGAUUUAAUUGCAUCUACUCCAUACAUAAAACCUAU